Messenger RNA from Panicum hallii, 1485 nucleotides. Its product is annotated as EID1-like F-box protein 1. The transcript has 3 exons. NCBI's taxonomy places the organism in Eukaryota, Viridiplantae, Streptophyta, Magnoliopsida, Poales, Poaceae. The record is from RefSeq and is a predicted model, not a curated record. The coding region runs from base 364 to 1116 and encodes 250 amino acids.
ACACAAAACAAAAAUCUCCGUGUGCUUCCCCUCUCUUCCUCUCGUCCUCUCCCUUCCGCGCAGGGGAGACCUCUGAGAACCGAGAGCCAGGAAGAAGGCGAGCGGCGUCAAUCAAGCGAGACAUCAACCAACUGGCCCCCCUUACCACCGAAACUGCACUUCUCCACCACCUCAGCGGGCGCAGAGGGGCCCAGCACCCGGAGGUGUUCGUCUAAUUUCUCGCGUCAGCUUCGGCCGCACCGGCGGGAGGUUCGGAGGCGGGGGCGGGGAGGUAGGAAGCAGCGAUCUUGGCACCGUCCGAGCUGUCAGGAGCAGGAUUGAAUGGCUAUAUAGAGUUGGGCCCAAUUGACCUGAUCGCCUGAAAUGGAGUUGGUGGUUAAGCGGCACCGCUGUACGCACUCCGCGAACUGUGUUUGCCUCAAGGGCCACAUCAGUGAGGAUGCAAUGUAUCUCGUGUUUAAACACAUGAAUUGGAACCCAAAGAUGAUUGCUAUCUUCUCCGGCGUAUGUAAGUGGUUUGAUGAAUUCGCCAAGAGGGUGCUCUGGAAGGAAUUCUGCCAAGCUAGAGCACCAAAGAUGAUGAAGGAUUUGCACUCUGAUGGAAGCCAUAUUGUCGAUGGCAACUGGAAAGCCCUAGGGAAGCUUCUUAUCUAUUGCUCAGGGUGCCCUAGGGGAGACCUGUUUAGUAACAUCCAUGUCCCAAUCCCAGGGCACUUUGUCUACAGGACCCGUUUUUCUAGGACGUUGGGGAAGAGCUUAUUGCCACCACAGUGCAGGUCAGAUGUGUUGUAUGUCUCGGAGUCUUGUGAACAUCUUGACCAGGGUGAGGAAGGUGACUUGGGCCUCUUCCGGGGUAUCUUAAAGUCAUUUGCUGGGUCGAAUAUGAAGAAAAUGUUGAUUGAGAGGCAGGCAACGUUCCAUCCGAAUGAGGUGUGUCCUUAUUGUAAAACAAAGCUAUGGCACUUGAUGCAACCAAAUAUGAUACCGAGCAGUGCCUCCACGAGGUUGGAUGCGGAUGAUGAUUCUGUUGAGUACUAUGUAUGCCUUAAUGGGCACAUCAUUGGUUCAUGCACUCUGAUGCCCUUCUCAGAUUCUGAGGACACAAAGGAAGAGUGAUCAAGACUUGAAUCAGGUUUUCUGUGCCAAACCCCAUGCUUUUGACUAGGACGUGAGCAGCAACAGGGACAUGGGCCGUUGUUGGGGUGGUAUUUAACUGCAGCGCCAGUGGUGUUCUGUAGUGGUGGUAGUAGUUAAUAGUAGAAAAGGAAGAGGUAGCUGUAUGGUGUUUCCUUUAUUUAUGAAUACCUCAUUACAGGUCUCUUUGCAAUGCACCUACUUGUUGUUACCGGUAUGUGUAAGGCAUGUGGCUUGAAAUGUACAGGUUUUGCUUGUAUUCUGUAUAGCCCGUUGUGCUCUGACCCUGUGGUUGUGCUCACAUUGGCAUCACAUACAGACUUGCAGAGGUGCAGGUUCUUUUCGGUUAUC